UCCCCAGCCGGACGCCCCCGCCUCCAUUUCCCGCUCUCUCUUCAUCACACACACGGCCCCCACGAUCAUGGAUCCCGGCAGUGGCGGCGGCGGGAGCAGCUGCGGGAGCAGUAGCAGCGACUCGGCGCCCGACUGCUGGGACCAGGCGGACAUGGAAGCUCCCGGGCCUGGCCCUUGCGCCGGCGGCUCUGCGGCGGCGGCCGAGGCCCAGCGUGAGCACCUCAGCGCGGCCUUCAGCCGGCAACUCAACGUCAACGCCAAGCCUUUCGUGCCCAACGUCCACGCCGCCGAGUUCGUGCCGUCCUUCCUGCGCGGCUCGGCCCAGGCACCGAUACCCGCAGCCGGCGCCGCGGCCGACGACAACCACGGAGCGGGCAGCGGCGCCGGAGGCCCCUCGGCAGUACCUGUGGAAUCCUCUGAAGAGCAACAGUCAUUAUUGUGUGAAGGUUCAAAUUCAGCUGUUAGCAUGGAACUUUCAGAACCUGUUGUAGAAAAUGGAGAGACGGAAAUGUCCCCAGAAGAAUCGUGGGAGCUCAAAGAAGAAAUAAAUGAAGCAGAGCCAGGGGGUGGUUCCUCGGGGGAUGGAAGGCCACCUGAGGAAAAUGCCCAGGAAAUGAUGGAGGAGGAAGAGGAAAUACCAAAACCGAAAUCCAUGGCUGCACCGCCAGGGGCUCCUAAGAAAGAACAUGUAAAUGUAGUAUUCAUUGGACAUGUAGAUGCGGGCAAGUCAACUAUUGGAGGACAAAUAAUGUAUUUGACUGGAAUGGUUGACAAAAGGACCCUUGAAAAAUAUGAAAGAGAAGCCAAAGAAAAAAACAGAGAAACUUGGUACUUGUCUUGGGCCUUAGACACAAAUCAGGAAGAACGAGACAAGGGUAAGACAGUAGAAGUGGGUCGUGCCUAUUUUGAAACAGAAAAGAAGCAUUUCACAAUUCUGGAUGCCCCUGGCCAUAAGAGUUUUGUUCCAAAUAUGAUUGGUGGUGCCUCUCAAGCUGAUUUGGCUGUGCUGGUAAUCUCAGCCAGGAAAGGAGAGUUUGAAACUGGAUUUGAAAAGGGAGGACAAACCAGAGAACAUGCAAUGUUGGCAAAGACAGCAGGUGUAAAACACUUAAUUGUGCUUAUUAAUAAGAUGGAUGAUCCAACAGUAAAUUGGAGCAAUGAAAGAUAUGAAGAAUGUAAAGAGAAGCUAGUGCCAUUUUUGAAAAAGGUUGGCUUCAAUCCCAAAAAGGACAUUCAUUUUAUGCCCUGCUCAGGACUGACUGGAGCAAAUCUCAAAGAGCAAUCAGAUUUCUGUCCUUGGUACAUUGGAUUACCAUUUAUUCCAUAUCUGGAUAACUUGCCAAACUUCAAUAGAUCAGUUGAUGGACCAGUCAGGCUGCCAAUUGUGGAUAAGUACAAGGAUAUGGGCACUGUGGUCCUGGGAAAGCUGGAAUCAGGAUCUAUUUGUAAAGGCCAGCAGCUUGUGAUGAUGCCAAACAAGCACAACGUGGAAGUUCUUGGAAUACUUUCUGAUGAUGUAGAAACAGAUUCUGUAGCCCCAGGUGAAAACCUCAAAAUCAGGCUGAAAGGAAUUGAAGAAGAGGAAAUUCUUCCAGGAUUCAUACUCUGUGAUCCUAAUAAUCUCUGUCAUUCUGGACGCACAUUUGAUGCCCAGAUAGUGAUUAUAGAGUACAAAUCCAUCAUCUGUCCAGGAUAUAAUGCGGUGCUCCAUAUUCAUACCUGUAUUGAGGAGGUUGAAAUAAAAACCUUUAUCUGCUUGGUAGACAAAAAAUCAGGAGAAAAAAGUAAGACUCGACCUCGUUUUGUGAAACAGGAUCAAGUAUGCAUUGCUCGUUUAAAGACAGCAGGAACCAUCUGCCUUGAAACCUUUAAAGACUUCCCUCAGAUGGGUCGUUUUACUUUAAGAGAUGAGGGUAAGACCAUUGCAAUUGGAAAAGUUCUGAAACUGGUUCCAGAGAAAGACUAAGCAUUUUCUCGAUGACCCUGCACAAUACUGUGAGGAAAAUUGACUGCAAAAGCCUACUUCACACCUCCUUCUCUUAUUUUCUGCCCAUUUAUAAACCUCUCCCCAUAUUUUGCAAAAGAGAAAAUUCAUAACAAAAGUCCACAUUAUGUCAGCUUUCUCAUAUUGAGAGCUCUGCUAUGCCACUGUUGAUUUUUUUCCAAAGAUUCCUCCCCCUCCCCAUUCUCAAACUGCUUCUUUGGACAGAUUUGGCAAUAGCUUUGUAAGUGAUGUGGACAUAAUUGCCUAUAAUAAUGGAAACCAUUUUUAAAAUUUUUCAUUUCCCCCUUAGGCAUAAUUAGUCUUUUUUUCCCCAGGCAGAUCAUUCUGAGUGUGCGAGUGUGUGUGCACGUUACAGACAACUACCAUGUUAAUAAAAUAUUCAAUUUGAAACCCUUUUUGGUAUUUGAAUUGCUUUUGAAUAAUGUUUUUUAUCUGGAUGUAACAUUGUUGCAUUAGCUUUUUAACUUUCCCAAGUAACUGAAUACAUUUUAUUACUUGGGCUUUUCUAAACUUUCCCUACUCACUACUCUAAAUGAGGCAUUUACAAACAAGUUUAAGUUUGUACUAGAGGAAAGAAAUAGUUUGACCCCUUCUUUUGAUGGUUAAUCCAUACAGAUGUUAAAUACCUUUAUGCAGCUAUGACACUGCUUUACUAACUAGGUCUGUCAGUUAUUCUCUGCCAAUUUAUAUUUUAACAUGACUUGUUAAUAGCACAGUAGACUGUGUUUAAAAAAAAACAGAGCAUACUUUGUUUUUAAAUAAAGAAAAACUUAAUGAAAUUGUACCCCUACAGAAAAUUCCAUUAACUGGUUUUAAAUUAGUGGAAUUUACAUUAAGAAAGCAUGUUGAGACCUGGCAAAAAUGUCUUUUAGUAUUUAUAAGAGCUGCAUGUAUCUAGUAUGGAAACUGUACAAGUGCCAGUUAUACAAAUUACUUUGUAUCAGUAACUUUAAAGGUUGGAAGAUCUUUGCUAGUUAAAGCUGAUCUUAGUCCAGCAAUUCAGUGAACACAUAUGUAGAAUCAGCAGAACUGUAUAGACUAAAAUUAACAGUGAUAAAUAGAAUCAAGCACAGUAUAAGUUUUAUCUCAAUUAUUUGAAAUUGAGUUUUCUUUAUUAAGUAUAAAGUUGAAAUUCGCUAACUGUUAUUUGGAUGAACCACAGUGCAGCAUUGUGAUGGCUCUUAGAGUGAAGGUUGACUUUCUAUUACAACUAUGAUGACUCUGAAGUUUUUCAUGAAAAUAAAUGGGAAAUAAAAGAGACCAUUUCUGGGUUUAUCAGAAGCCUCCUUCAUGUUCAGUGAGUGUUGCCAUUUGUCAAAUACUUCGCCUCUUUUACAUGUGAUUAAUCUCUAAAUGAGACACUACUUUGUAACUGUAUUUAAUAACAUGUCCCCUUCCCUGUAACCUUGCUCCUCAGAAAACAAAAGCCUAGUCACCACUUCCAGUCACAAAACAUAAAACUUAAAUCUGACAGUGUCUUAACUGGAAUUCGCAUUCAUGAAAUGAAUGAGCCUACAUCUAACGGACAGGACAAAGUUUCUUCCUACAGCUUCUUAGAACUAUAUUUAUCACUAUUAAAUUGCAUGAAAUUUAAAUUUUAUGUCUGAAAUUUGCUGGGCUUUUAUUUUUCUGAGAAAUACAGAAGCUUUAGUCAGAACAUAAUCUUUUUGUACUUCCAUGUUGAUGAGUAAUAUUAGCAACUGCUUGGAUUUUUAUGAAUCUUUAAAAGUUCAUGAGCCACUGAAAUUAUUUCCAAAGAUAAUUUCCCUUUUCAAAUUGAACACAUUUUAAAAACACCAGUUCUGUUUGCUAUUAAAACAUACUUAGAAUAUUAUGUGCAUGUUGCCAAGACUUACUAAGUAAAACGACUUGGGCAGCAACCAUAAGGGCCUACCUCUGCAAAAAAACAGAUAAUAGAAAUACAAAUGUAAUUUUUAAAAAAAUUCAUUGGAUUCUUAACAUAGUUGCAAUAUUAAUUGAUACUAUACAUUUUAUGGGCUUUGAAAUUCAAGUAUUACCCACUUAAAGUUGGUCUGUUUUAAACUUGUGGUUAGACUGGCUAGUCAUUUGAAUAAGGAGAUAAAGUGUCUGAAAUGAAUCUGCAGUGUGUGCAGAUGUUUGUUGGAUCUUUAAAGAGCAAUACAAACUCCUAGUCUUUCAUUCUGUCUUCUGCAAGUGCAAACUGUUCAUAUGGUUGAUAAUGCAAAAAUAAGGCAGUUGGUUGCAUAUUACAGAUCUAAACAUUUUUUCUCUGUACUUAGCAUAGAUAUAUUAGAACCAUGAUUUUCUUUGCAUCUUUUUAUAUUAAUGAUCUUUGUACAACUUUCAUGUUAGAUUAUUUAUAGUAUUUUAAAUUAAUGGACUGAAUUUUAAGAGAUGUCAUUAAAACAAACAUCUAAGUAAUUGCCAUUUUAAACCCUUAUUUCUUACUGUGAAAGAAGGGAAAAUAUAUUUGUUUAUAAUUUGCAAAAAGAAUUUAUCCAGUGAAAAUCUUUGUAAAGCCAAACCAAGAGAUGAACGGAGUAUAUAUUGUCAUGAAAUGAACUGACAAAUAGUGUUCUUGAAUAAUUAAACCCAUGUAUAUUGUUUUGAAUUUAAAAUCUUGAAAUAUUUCAUAACCGAAUGUAAUAAAUUAGUAAACUGUAAAAGUAUAGGUUAGUCACUGUAAUGAGGUAAUUCAUACUUGUCUGUUAGUUAUGAGAACUAUAAGACCUGCUUUUAUGUGCAACUUUGAAAGUGAAUUGUUGAACAGUUACUGGAAUCCUCUCAGUUGAAGCACUGCAUAUAUUUUGAAUCAUACUUGCAACUAGGUGCAGUUUUGCAACCUAUGAGAAAAUUGAAUCUGUGGGCAAAAACUGCUCCUGUGAUGAACUUUUGGGGAAAAACAAACAAACAGCUAAUCUCCCCUGGAAAUCUUCAAGAACACUAGUAAUUUGAUCUUGGAUGAUUAUUACACGUGACAGCACUCUAGCACCUUUCCUUUUUGGCAUGGACUUGCUCAUGGACUGCUGCUUCGUGGAUAGCUUCAUUGCUUUGGGUAGAGACUUAUGGUAGUCAAGGGACAAAUAUGCAGUAUUUAUUACAGCUCUUAACAUCAGGCAACUUUCAACCUUUAAACCCUUUGUGAAAAUUCUGGUUACAACACUAUAGCUCUGAUUUUAGAAUGAUUAAAUGUUAUAUUCAGUGUUGGCCUACCUUAUUAGAAUAAACUUGUGCAAUUAAUCCUCUCACAGACAUAUAUGUAAGGUAGAUAGAUAGCAGUCAGCUGGAUUUGGAGGAUGAUUAUCUGUCUCCAAAUGCUGCAUUUAUUUCCUCCAACUAAUUUUUCAGUGAUUCUAACAGAUGCUAAUAUAUUCAUGAUCUUUUUUUUUUCUUUAGAGACCUUGACAUGGUAGCAACUUGUUAAAUAAGUGUAAUUAUGUAUGCACAACUAAAAAGACUUACUAGGUUUAAAUUUAGCAGUUUGUUUUAUUAGAUUUCACAGUAAGUGGAAUAGGAAGUGAAUUUUUUUCAGUAGUAAUUCAGUCAAUUCCAUUUGAACCAAUUUAUUGCCAGAAUUCAGAUAGAUUUGGUUCAACUUGGGAUGGUUUUGGCUCUAGGAUAUUCUUGAUUCUCAGUAUCCUAGAACUUAUUGAGUCUUCCUUUUAAUAAGUAUACUGUACUUCUCACAUACCUCUAAUCCUUUGCUUCCUUGAAACAGUAAUAUGCUAGCUGAAUUGUUUACUAAGGACUGUUAGACAAGGGCCUGGAGGUGUAGGAGUAGAGGUAAAACAUUUUAUGUUUCUCCAGUGUAAGAGAAAAGCAGAGAGGCACUCACUAGGUCUGAUUAGGCAGAAAACACAAAGAUUUCUUAAAGCAAACUCUGAAAUACCAGUUGUCUUUUCUGCCUUGUCACACAUGCCACCGUGCCCUUUAAAAUUUAACAUGGAAAAUUCAGGUUUGUGGACAGCACAGGUAAAUGACAUUUUGUGCUUCCUGAGGCUCCUCUGCCAGGCACAUUAGCUUAGUGCUUCAGAUGUCAGCCCAAGUCCUUGCUACCUCCUUUCCUGUUCCCCGGGGAAGAGUGUUUGUGAGGCGCUCCUCAGGUGACCGUCCUCGCCUCCAUUUCCCCCACAUGCAUUAGGUGAAACAGGCCGGAGCCUGCAAGGCCUACAUUUUAGAGACUCAAACACUGGGUUCUCAGAAAUGUACAAAUUAUUUAGUUUCUUCUGUUUAUUUAAAAGGAUACAUGGAUAUUUCUCAGGCCAGGGUUUAAUGACUAGUUUUUACCAGAUAGUUAAUACCUAGAUCUCAUUUUUUUUUUUUUUUAAAAGAGAGGAUUAAAGGGAACUUACUAAGUUUGUUGAGUCUUAAACCUAAUUCCAAAGUAUGGAAGAGUGCUCUAGGUAGGAAAGAUACCUUUUUCUUACAAUUUGUAGCUACCUACUGUGCCUGACUUGGUGCCUGUGUGAGGAUUAAGCCCUUAGUCCUGCUCUUGCAAUUAUUCAAAUGACUGAAGUUAAAAAAUUUUGCUUUUGUAAUAACAAUAAAAAUUGUCAUCUUCCCUUUUGA
Heterocephalus glaber (naked mole-rat) is the source of this 6556-nucleotide messenger RNA. RefSeq names its product G1 to S phase transition 1 (gene Gspt1). The record is from RefSeq and is a predicted model, not a curated record. Gene Ontology annotation, molecular function: GTP binding; GTPase activity. Lineage: Eukaryota; Metazoa; Chordata; Mammalia; Rodentia; Bathyergidae.